UUUUUGGAGCCCAGUUCAUCUGAGGAGUGGAGCCGCUUGUCUUACGUUGACUCUCCCCAGGAUGCUUUCCAGUUUAACAAGGAAAGGAGCUUCUUGCGAACUAUGCGUCUAUACACCAUAAACAGUCUAUCGGUGAUAUGCGCUAUCACUGGGGAGUCUCUGGUCGAGCACACUGGCGGGAUACGGAUAAAGCACCGGUCUGAGAGUAUCGCGUUGGAGAGGGGCACUCAUGGAAAACG
This is a messenger RNA of Perkinsus marinus ATCC 50983, 239 nucleotides long. RefSeq lists its product as hypothetical. The transcript has 2 exons. The annotation marks the transcript as partial. The record is from RefSeq and is a predicted model, not a curated record. NCBI's taxonomy places the organism in Eukaryota, Perkinsozoa, Perkinsida, Perkinsidae.